Messenger RNA from Sclerotinia trifoliorum, 7742 nucleotides. NCBI's taxonomy places the organism in Eukaryota, Fungi, Ascomycota, Leotiomycetes, Helotiales, Sclerotiniaceae. The record is from the annotation of a GenBank genome assembly.
UAAAAUUUAUCUAAACGCGCUCGCGAUUGUCAAGAUAUCCAUCCACUUUAUAUCAUCAACAAUAAAGUGAACUUUUAUUCAGAAGGGGACUUUUGAUGGAAUUUGGGACUCGGUACCCAAGACAUUAAAAAUGUCAUCAAUACCACCACCUCCACCGCCAGGAUGGAGCUCUUCGGCGCCUCCAUCAAUGCCUCUGGGCGCGCCACCCGGUGCUCCUCCUCCUCCAGGUUAUCGACCACCAGCGGAUCCACAUGUUGCGAAGUUUGCACAGAAGAAGAAGGACUGGUUACGAUCUCAGCGAAAUCGAUUCGGCGAAAAACGAAAAGGUGGCUUCGUAGAAACUCAGAAAGCUGAUAUGCCCCCAGAGCACCUGCGAAAGAUCGUUAAGGACAUUGGAGAUGUAUCGCAAAAGAAGUUCAGCAGCGACAAACGGAGCUAUCUUGGUGCACUCAAGUUUAUGCCACAUGCCGUGAUGAAAUUGUUGGAGAACAUGCCAAUGCCUUGGGAGUCUGCGAGGGAGGUAAAGGUGCUGUACCAUGUCAAUGGUUGCCUGACUUUGGUUAAUGAGAUUCCACGAGUUAUAGAGCCAGUGUUCCACGCACAAUGGGCUACGAUGUGGAUUUGUAUGAGAAGAGAGAAAAGUGACAGAAGACAUUUCAAGAGGAUGAGAUUCCCGCCAUUCGACGACGAAGAACCGCCCCUAUCAUGGUCGGAGAACAUUGAAGACGUCGAGCCACUGGAGCCAAUUCAACUGGAACUUGAUGAGGGGGAAGACGGCGCUGUUUUUGAAUGGUUUUACGAGAAUCGACCACUUCUUGAUACUCCACAUAUCAACGGCCCGAGUUACAAGGAAUGGAACCUUACGUUACCUCAAAUGGCAACUUUAUAUCGAUUGAGUCGGCCAUUACUGAGUGAUUUGGUUGACAAGAACUACUUUCACAUGUUCGAGUUGAAAAGCUUUCAAACAGCCAAAGCUUUGAAUGUUGCGAUUCCCGGCGGUCCUCGUUUUGAACCCUUAUAUAAAGAUGUGGAUCCUAAUGACGAAGAUUUUGGAGAGUUCAAUGCUAUUGAUCGCAUCAUCUUCCGAGCUCCAAUUCGGACAGAAUAUCGUGUAGCAUAUCCCUACUUAUACAAUUCACUUCCUCGCAGCGUUAAGCUUUCCUGGUUCUCGCACCCGCAAGUGGUAUACGUUCGUGCCGAGGAUCCAAGUUUACCAGCAUUUUAUUUCGAUCCCGUCAUCAACCCAAUCUCUUCAAGAUCCGUCGCCCCUAAAAAUAUCACUAUUAGUCACGAAGACGAGAUAUUCGGACCCGGAAAUAAUGAAGAACCGGAAGAAGACGCUUUCAGAUUACCAGGUGGUGCUGAGCCAUUUCUGGCGGAUGAGGAGUUGUACACAAGCGAGACCGCUUCAGCAAUCUCUUUGUGGUGGGCACCAUUUCCGUUUAAUCGAAGAUCUGGUCGCAUGGUUCGGGCACAAGACGUACCUCUAGUAAAGCAAUGGUACCUUGAGCAUUGCCCUCAGGGUCAACCAGUGAAGGUCCGAGUUUCGUAUCAGAAGCUUCUGAAGACUUAUGUCUUGAACGAGCUGCAUAAGCGCAAGCCGAAAGCACAGAGUAAACAGAGUUUGAUGAAGUCGUUGAAGCAAACGAAAUUCUUCCAGCAAACAACAAUUGAUUGGGUUGAAGCUGGACUUCAGGUCUGCAGGCAGGGUUUCAAUAUGCUAAAUCUUCUUAUUCAUCGCAAGAACCUCACAUACCUACAUCUUGAUUAUAAUUUCAAUUUAAAGCCUGUUAAGACAUUGACAACGAAGGAGAGAAAGAAGUCUCGAUUCGGAAAUGCGUUCCAUCUCAUGCGAGAGAUCUUGAAGAUGACCAAGCUGAUCGUUGACGCACAAGUUCAGUACCGUCUUGGCAAUAUCGAUGCUUUUCAACUCGCGGAUGGUAUUCUAUAUGCUUUUAACCAUGUUGGUCAGCUGACUGGAAUGUAUCGUUACAAGUACAAGCUGAUGCAUCAGAUUCGCUCAUGUAAAGAUCUGAAGCAUUUAAUAUAUUAUCGAUUCAAUUCUGGACCUGUAGGUAAAGGACCUGGUUGUGGUUUCUGGGCACCUGCUUGGAGAGUUUGGCUCUUUUUCAUGCGUGGUAUAAUUCCAUUACUAGAAAGAUGGCUUGGGAACCUCCUCUCUAGGCAGUUUGAAGGACGUCAUAGCAAAGGUGUUGCAAAGACUGUCACGAAACAACGUGUUGAGUCGCACUUUGAUCUUGAGUUGCGAGCAUCGGUCAUGGCCGAUCUUCUUGAUAUGAUGCCGGAGGGUAUCAAGCAAAACAAGGUUCAAACGGUACUUCAACAUCUUUCAGAGGCAUGGAGAUGCUGGAAGAGUAAUAUCCCUUGGAAAGUUCCAGGUUUACCGGCACCUAUCGAGAAUAUCAUUCUUCGUUAUGUGAAGAGUAAGGCAGAUUGGUGGAUCUCCGUUGCUCACUACAAUCGUGAGCGUAUUCGUAGAGGAGCGACUGUGGACAAAACCGUUGCAAAGAAGAAUCUCGGUCGUCUUACAAGACUUUGGCUUAAGGCUGAACAAGAGAGGCAGCAUAACUAUAUGAAAGACGGUCCAUACGUGUCAUCUGAAGAAGCUGUCGCCAUCUAUACAACUACGGUCCAUUGGCUGGAGUCACGAAAAUUCUCACCAAUUCCAUUCCCUAGUGUUUCCUACAAGCACGAUACCAAAAUCCUCAUUCUUGCUUUGGAACGUCUUCGCGAAGCAUAUUCUGUGAAGGGGCGAUUGAACCAAAGUCAGCGUGAGGAACUGGCAUUGAUUGAGCAGGCUUAUGACAGUCCUGGAACCACUUUGGAGAGAAUCAAGCGCUUCCUACUGACACAGAGAGCUUUCAAAGAAGUAGGAAUCGAUAUGAACGACAAUUAUAGCACAAUCAACCCUGUAUAUGAUAUCGAGCCUGUGGAAAAGAUCAGUGAUGCCUAUCUUGACCAAUACCUCUGGUAUCAAGCUGAUCAGCGCCACCUUUUCCCUGCCUGGAUCAAGCCUUCCGAUUCCGAGGUCCCGCCCUUACUGACCUACAAAUGGGCUCAAGGUAUUAAUAACCUCGACAAAGUAUGGGAGACUGCAGAUGGAGAGUGUAAUGUUAUGAUCGAAACACAACUAUCCAAGGUGUACGAGAAGAUCGAUUUAACUCUUCUUAAUCGUUUACUUCGACUUAUCAUGGACCACAACCUGGCUGAUUACAUAUCAUCUAAAAAUAACGUUCAAUUGACCUACAAAGAUAUGAAUCACGUCAACAGUUACGGAAUGAUCAGAGGUCUUCAAUUCUCGGCCUUCGUUUUCCAGUACUAUGGACUUGUUCUCGACCUCUUGCUUCUUGGCCUCCAACGCGCUAGUGAAAUUGCUGGGCCACCAGCAGGUCCUAACGAUUUCCUCCAAUUCCGUGAUCGGGAGACCGAAACAAGGCAUCCAAUUCGUCUAUACACGAGAUAUAUUGAUCGUAUCUGGGUGUUCUUCCGCUUUACGGCCGACGAAUCGCGCGAUCUUAUCCAGCGUUUUCUUACAGAGCAACCUGAUCCUAAUUUUGAAAAUGUCAUCGGCUACAAGAACAAGAAAUGCUGGCCAAGAGAUUCUAGAAUGCGUCUCAUGAGACACGACGUCAAUCUCGGCCGCGCUGUUUUCUGGGACUUGAAGAACCGCUUACCAAGAUCUGUUACCACGAUCGAAUGGGAUGAUACCUUUUCAAGCGUAUACAGCCGAGACAACCCGAAUUUACUCUUUUCCAUGUGCGGUUUCGAAGUACGAAUUCUUCCUAAGAUUCGUAACCAGAACGACGAAUUUCCUGUUAAGGACAGCGUAUGGUCCUUAGUCGAUAACACCAGCAAGGAGAGAACGGCACAUGCGUUCUUGCAGGUCACAGAGGAAGAUAUCGCGAAAUUCAAUAAUCGCAUUCGUCAAAUUCUGAUGUCCUCUGGGUCAACCACAUUCACAAAGAUUGCCAAUAAAUGGAAUACAACCUUGAUCGCCCUCUUCACAUAUUAUCGUGAAGCAGCUGUGUCAACAGUCAACUUACUGGAUACCAUCGUGAAAUGUGAGACUAAAAUUCAGACCCGAGUUAAGAUUGGUCUUAAUUCUAAGAUGCCUUCUCGUUUCCCUCCUGCUGUUUUCUAUACACCCAAGGAACUUGGUGGUCUUGGUAUGAUUUCUGGAUCACAUAUCCUCAUUCCUACAAGUGACAAAAGAUGGUCCAAGCAGACAGACGUUGGUGUUACACAUUAUCGCGCAGGAAUGAGCCAUGAUGAAGACACUCUUAUCCCUAACAUUUUCAGAUACAUUAUACCAUGGGAAGCUGAAUUUAUCGACUCUCAGCGUGUGUGGACUGAAUAUUCUCAGAAACGUCAGGAGGCAAACCAGCAGAAUCGAAGAUUGACACUUGAGGAUCUCGAAGAUAGUUGGGAUCGUGGAUUACCUCGUAUCAACACACUUUUCCAGAAAGAUAGAAGCACUUUGAGUUUCGAUAAAGGGUUUCGCGCACGUACGGAGUUCAAGACAUACCAACUUAUGAAGAGUAAUCCAUUUUGGUGGACUAGUCAACGUCACGAUGGUAAAUUGUGGAACCUCAAUGCCUAUCGUACCGAUGUUAUUCAAGCACUUGGUGGUGUUGAAACCAUUCUUGAACACACACUCUUUAAGGCGACAGCAUUUCCAUCAUGGGAAGGUCUCUUUUGGGAAAAAGCAAGUGGAUUUGAAGAGCGAGUAGACCCUUACCCCCAAGUUUAAAUAGAAGUUUACUAACAUUUCAAAAUACAGGUCUAUGAAAUUCAAGAAGUUAACAAACGCUCAAAGAUCGGGUCUUAAUCAAAUCCCCAAUCGUCGCUUUACUCUUUGGUGGUCACCUGUGAGUUACAUGAUUUUCUUUCUAGCAUGAGAGUGUAUUUGAUUGUCAAAUUUGGACUGAGAAAGUGAUGUCUCAUGAGGCACAUUUUUGGAGCUCGGCGUGCGAUUUAUUUCAUGCAUGGCCUGGCCUCCUAAAUUCACUUUGCAAUGUCCCGCGCGCUUUAAGAUAAUGAAUAAAAAGCUGACGUUUCGUUUAAAUCUAGACAAUCAACAGAGCCAAUGUGUAUGUUGGUUUCCAAGUUCAACUGGAUCUAACUGGUAUUUUCUUGCACGGCAAGAUUCCAACUUUGAAGAUAUCACUUAUCCAGAUCUUCAGAGCACAUCUUUGGCAGAAGAUACAUGAGAGUGUGGUCAUGGAUCUCUGUCAAGUAUUUGAUCAAGUUAGUUGAUCCGUACCCUCUACAUCCUUCCUCACAAGCAAUUACUGACUUUCCCGACCUUAUAGGAACUUGAACAACUUGGUAUUGAGACAGUACAGAAAGAGACUAUUCAUCCUAGAAAGUCCUACAAGAUGAACAGCUCCUGUGCCGAUAUUCUACUGUUUGCAAGCCACAAGUGGAAUGUAACCCGCCCAUCUAUUUUAUUCGAUACGAAAGAUGUAAUUGAAGCUACUACAACGAACAAAUUCUGGGUAGAUGUCCAACUUCGUUACGGAGACUAUGAUUCUCACGACAUUGAACGAUAUGUCCGCGCAAAAUACCUCGAUUACACAACUGACAGUAUGAGUAUCUAUCCUUCCGCCACAGGUCUAAUGAUUGGUAUUGAUCUUGCCUACAAUCUCUACUCGGCGUAUGGGCAAUACUUCCCCGGUCUCAAGCAAUUGAUUCAGCAGGCUAUGGCCAAAAUCAUGAAGGCAAACCCAGCCCUUUAUGUCUUGCGCGAACGUAUCAGGAAGGGUCUCCAAUUGUACGCAUCUGAAAGUAAUCAAGAGUUUUUGAAUUCUCAAAAUUACUCCGAACUUUUCAGCAACCAGAUUCAGCUUUUCAUUGAUGACACAAAUGUUUAUCGUGUUACCAUCCACAAGACUUUCGAGGGUAACCUGACGACCAAACCGAUUAACGGAGCAAUUUUUAUCUUCAAUCCUCGCACGGGUCAACUCUUCUUGAAGAUUAUUCAUACAAGUGUUUGGGCAGGACAGAAACGUCUAGGACAAUUGGCUAAGUGGAAGACUGCUGAAGAAGUUGCUGCUCUCAUUAGAUCAUUGCCCAUCGAAGAGCAACCGAAACAGCUUAUCGUUACGAGAAAGGGUCUUCUUGAUCCACUUGAAGUGCAUUUGCUUGACUUUCCGAACAUCUCCAUUCGCGCUUCCGAAUUGCAAUUACCAUUCCAGGCUGCCAUGAAAGUCGAGAAGCUCGGUGACAUGAUUCUUCGUGCCACUGAACCUCAAAUGGUUCUCUUCAACCUUUACGACGAAUGGCUCAAGUCAAUUUCCUCAUACACCGCCUUCUCGCGUUUGAUCCUUAUCUUACGUGCUUUACAUGUAAAUCAGGAUAAGACGAAGUUAUUGCUUCGACCUGAUAAGACUGUGAUCACUCAAGAGCAUCAUAUUUGGCCCACAUUAUCAGACGAAGAUUGGAUCAAGGUCGAAACUCAACUGCGCGAUCUCAUCCUUAAUGACUACGGCAAAAAGAACAAUGUCAACACUUCCAGUCUUACCAGCAGUGAAGUGCGUGACAUCAUCUUGGGUAUGGAAAUUAGUGCUCCGUCAAUGCAACGUCAGCAAGCGGCCGAGAUUGAAAAGCAGCAACAAGAGCAGCAACAGCUUACAGCUGUCACAACCAAGACUCAAAACGUUCACGGAGAGGAUAUCAUUGUUACAACUACCUCGCAGUUCGAGCAACAAACCUUUGCAUCAAAGACUGAAUGGAGAACGAGAGCGAUUGCAACCUCGAACUUGAGGACGCGAUCCAACAAUAUUUAUAUAUCCUCUGACGAUGUUAAAGAAGAUGAUCAUUACACGUAUAUCAUGCCCAAGAAUAUCUUGAAGCGCUUUAUUACCAUUGCGGAUUUGAGAGUUCAAGUAGCUGGAUAUCUAUAUGGUUCAUCCCCUCCAGACAACGACCAAGUGAAGGAGAUUCGUUGCAUUGUAAUGGUACCGCAAAUUGGUAGUACACGCGACGUACAAUUGCCUCAGCAGUUACCACAGCACGAAUAUCUUGACCAAAUGGAACCUCUCGGAAUUAUUCAUACUGUUUCUGGUAACGAACCGCCGUACAUGACAGCUAUGGAUGUCACUCAACAUGCACGUCUCAUGAAUGCGCACAAGUCAUGGGAUAAAAAGACAAUCAGCAUGACGGUUUCAUUCACCCCAGGAAGUGUGUCACUAGCAUCGUGGGCGCUCACGCCUCAUGGUUACAAAUGGGGUGCAGAAAACAAAGACCUUGGUAGCGACCAGCCGCAGGGCUUCAGCACGAACAUGGGCGAGAAGUGUCAGCUUUUACUUAGUGACAAGAUCCGUGGAUACUUCUUGGUACCUGAGACCAACUCAUGGAACUACAGUUUCAUGGGAAGUGCUUUUGGAAGCUUGGAGAAGAAGCCAGUACAUGUGAAGAUUGAUACACCUGCUCCAUUCUACAACGACGUACACCGACCUUUACAUUUCCAAAACUUUGCCGAAUUGGAGGAUAUCUGGGUUGACAGUGAAGACAAGCUUGCGUAGAAUAAUGACACUUAGGGGUAUGAAAAAAAAAAGAGAAGCAGGAUGUUAUGAGAAGAUUGGAACUGGGAAGAUGAAUUAAUUAGCGUGCAUCUGUAUUCAAUUAGGAUGGGCACUCGGCGUUUAAUGCGGAGUGCGCAUUGUAACAAUGUAUUUUUUGUAGAUGAAUAAUAUGGUAGCAAAAUGAAAUAAAUUCGG